AUGGGUCAACAAGCUGGUCACGUUCAACACUAUAGUGUUCCCUAUGAAGCACCGAUCUCACCACCCAUUAGCUAUGGUACUCAAGUACAUGUUCAUGGUACUGCAAUCGCUGACCGAUUUGAAGUAAAUUUGGCUAAUCGUCGUGGUGAUAUCAUUUUACAUGUUAAUCCACGCUUAAAUGAUCGUCAAUUGGUAUUAAAUGCUGCACCUGGUGGUGGUUGGGGAGGCGAAAUCCGUCAACCAUUGAAUAUGACACGUGGUCAUCCAUUUAGUAUUAUUAUUAUGGUUACAGAACAAUGUUUCAAAGUAGCUGUCAAUAAUCAACAUACCGCUGAUUUUCCUCAUAGAAUGCCAUUUAAUGCAGCUGAAAUAGUGACUGUCAAAGGUGAUGUUAAUUUAACACAAGUUCAAAUCUAUCCAGGCAUGAGUUCUCAAUAUGGCCAACCAUGGCGUUUUGCAAUGGAAACACCUGUACCUAUGAACAUCUUUCCUGGUCGUGUUAUAACUAUCAGCGGUCGUUCAAAUAAUAAUGCAUCACGAUUUGAAUUCAAUUUAUUAACUGGAAAUUACAAUGGAGCUGAUGUUGCAUUUCAUUUUAAUCCACGUUUCGAUCAACGUGAAGCAGUACGUAAUUCGUGUCAAGGUGGUGGUUGGGGAGCCGAAGAAAAACAAGGAGGAUUUCCAUUAGUUCCUGGCCAGCCUUUUGAUGUUCAAAUCAUUUGCUUUCCAGAACAUUAUCAAGUUAAUUAUAAUGGUCAGCCAUGGUUCACUUUUCGACACCGUUUACCCUUUCAACAAGUACAAGCAUUACAAGUUAAAGGUGAUGUUUCAAUUACAAAUGUUUCUGCUAUGUAA
Molecule: messenger RNA, 855 nt
Organism: Rotaria socialis
Lineage: Eukaryota; Metazoa; Rotifera; Eurotatoria; Philodinida; Philodinidae
Source: the annotation of a GenBank genome assembly